UCUUUUUUUUCCUUAUUAUUUUUAUUUAUUUUUAUUUUCAUUUUUUGCAAUAUAAAUUCAAUGAAUAUCCUUUCCACUCCAACCACUUUUCCCAUGGAUAUCAAUCACACAUCCACGUCGGAAGCACCUAUAAACUAUUUCUCUCCAAGCACACCCAAUGAUCAUCUGUACAGCGACUGCUGUGGUUAUUGUCAUCAUGAUAUCUUCAAUUAUCCCUACGGUGAAGACAGCUGCCCGUUUUACAAUGUGUAUCAGCCCAAACCCUUGAUCGAAGAGCCUUUCCAUUACAACUACCUACUGAAUCUGUUCACGGCGCCGGACAUGAAAGCCUACCUGAUGGGCACCGGGUUCUCUGAAGACGUUUACGCUUUACCUAUCCAUCUGCAACGACUCAUAAGCGAAGCCAAAGAAGAGGUGGUCAUUGAAAGUACCAAAGCCAACCAAGUAAUUGCUUCGCAACCUUCCUUUACGGCUCUCUCACAAUUGGAACGUGUUCGUAACUUUGUCUGGAUGUGUUCAGACGGUGAUGUAGCCAACCUCAUGCAAUGUAUUAUCCAGUUGAUCAGCGAUGAGGAUGAGCUUGAGAACUUGUUGGGUCACUGAGACCAACGUGAUACGCCCAUUUUUUCUUUUUCUGUUUUCCAUUGCUUCCAUUUGCCGUCCCAUAACCCAAGAGUUGGAAGAACCUCAUCGAUUGAUAGUCGCACCAUUUGUAUACAUACACUCACACUCACGCACACCCGCAUCUACAGCAUCCCACCCUCCAAGAUCGAUGUGGUAGCUUCUGUUACUCGUCUAUUACCACCCAGUAUCCACUUAAAACCGAACUAAUUUCAAUUUUUUUCUUUUUUUAUUUUUUUUUCCUUUCGCCAUUGCGAUUUUCAAUUAAUACCAUCAGUCUCACCAUGACGAAUAGGGAAUUUCACUGUAAGUUUCGUCCUUGUAAAUCUUAGUUUAAUGUGAUCAAUUUUUUUCAAAUAUACUUGCUUUUUUAUCAAAAAUACAA
Molecule: messenger RNA, 1006 nt
Organism: Radiomyces spectabilis
Lineage: Eukaryota; Fungi; Mucoromycota; Mucoromycetes; Mucorales; Radiomycetaceae
Exons: 1
Coding region: 61-603 (180 amino acids)
Source: RefSeq, a predicted model, not a curated record